This is a messenger RNA of Canariomyces notabilis, 852 nucleotides long. RefSeq names its product glycoside hydrolase family 16 protein. Gene Ontology annotation, biological process: carbohydrate metabolic process. Gene Ontology annotation, molecular function: hydrolase activity, hydrolyzing O-glycosyl compounds. The coding region runs from base 1 to 852 and encodes 283 amino acids. The transcript is spliced from 3 exons. The record is from RefSeq and is a predicted model, not a curated record. Lineage: Eukaryota; Fungi; Ascomycota; Sordariomycetes; Sordariales; Chaetomiaceae.
AUGCGCUCCACUCCUUUUGGCGCCCUUCUGCCUUUCUUGCUGCCGCUGGCUUCGGCAUGGAACGCGCCGAGCUAUUCCGGCUACCAGCUCGUCUGGUCGGAUAGCUUUGCUGGCGCCAGUGCCACGCUGCCGAACGAGAACAACUGGAACAUCAUUGACGGCAACCUCGGGGUCAACAACGAGCUUCAGACGUACCGGAGGAAUACGCGGCAGGUGCAGACCAGCGGCGGCAACACUCUCCAGCUUGUGCCGUGGCGGGAGGGCAACGGGUGGACGUCGGGCCGGAUCGAAUCCAAGUACACCUUCACCCCACAGCCCGGCCGUCGGACCAUGGCCGAGGCCCAAAUCCGCUUCGGAGGCAACCCCACCAGCACCAAGCAGGGCAUCUGGCCGGCCUUUUGGCUCCUGGGUGACUCGAUCCGCCACGGCACCGGGUGGCCCGCGUGCGGCGAGCUCGACAUCAUGGAGACGGUCAACGGCCAGUUGACGGGUUACGGCACCAUGCAUUGCGACGUGUAUCCCGGUGGCAUUUGCAACGAACCCACAGGACGCGGGGCCUCGGUGAACAUUCCCAGCCAGGACUGGCAGCGCUGGCGCAUUGUUUGGGACCGUACCUCGGGCGACUGGCGCCGCGAGACCAUCACCUGGUUCCUGAACGACAACCAGUACCACCAGAUCCGCGGAGAUCAGAUCAACAACCAGAAUGUGUGGGCUAGCAUGACAGCCAAGCCGCUGUACUUCAUCCUCAAUGUCGCUGUUGGCGGCAACUGGCCCGGCAACCCCAACGGCAACACCCUGGAUGGCUACGGUGCCAUGAUGGAGGUUGGAUAUGUUGCGCAGUACUCAUCGUAA